AUCACGUCUCGACAAAAUGUUAAGUAUGCUCGUAACUUCAAAAAAUUUAGUGAAACUGACUUUCUCAAUGAUCUCUCACAAAUUCCGUGGGACAAUGUGACAUUUUACGACGAUCCCAAUAUUUCAUAUCAAUUAUGGCGGUCACAUUUUUUGCAAGUAUUGGAUCUGCAUGCGCCGCUGAGGCGUAUGAGAAUUCGCGGCAAUUCUCUCCCAUGGAUUACCUCGAAAGUAAAGGAGUUAAUGCGAGAGAGAGAUUUUCACAAAAAGAAGGCCGUAAAAAAUAAUUCGAACAUGCACUGGAUCAAGUUUAGAGCAAUUAGGAAUAAAAUCAAUUCUGAAUUAAAGAAGGCUAAAAAGAACUACUUUUGCAAUAAAAUCAAAGAUUGUGUCAGGGUAAAGGACCCUAAGCAAAGUUGGAAAUUAAUAAACAAUCUUUUAGGCAAAAAUAAUAAAUCAAAUAAUAUUUCUCAACUUAAAGUUGAAGACGUUAUUAUUUCUGACGACAUAAAGAUAGCCGAGUCCUUUAAUGAUUUUUUUGUGAAUAUCGGAGCUAAACUAGCUAACGAAAUCGAGAUCAAUUCCAUUGAUUUCACUUCAUUACAAAGUGUUCCUUCUAGGCCAGAUAUUCAGUUUAAGUUCUCUGAAAUAAGUACACACGAAGUGUGUCUUCAAUUACGCAAUCUUAAAACAUCAAAAUCAACAGGUAUUGAUACAAUUCCAGCGAGAGCACUUAAAAUUGCUGCUGAAAUAAUUAGUCCGUCACUAACGUGGAUAUUUAAUUUAUCAAUUAAAACUGGAAUUUAUGUGGAAGAAUGGAAAAAGGCUUGGGUUUACCGAUAUAUAAAUCUGAAGACAGACAAAAAUGCGAAAAUUAUCGUCCAAUUUCCAUUCUACCAAUUAUAA
This is a messenger RNA of Paramuricea clavata, 903 nucleotides long. NCBI's taxonomy places the organism in Eukaryota, Metazoa, Cnidaria, Anthozoa, Malacalcyonacea, Plexauridae. The record is from the annotation of a GenBank genome assembly.